AUUGCGAACGUACGGACAGGAUUUGAGCCUGAUGAGGCCACGUGCCCGCGGUGCGGGUACCGCGGAAGACCCGCCGCCGCAUACAACGGCCAUAGCCGAUGAAUUGAGAUCCGAUUCAUCCGGCAAUACUACCAGACGAUGUAUGAAUCAUCUUGCAUCGCAUUUCAGACAUGGUCCCAGCUAUAGAUAGGACAGAGCAGGGUGCAGAGACUGUGACGGAGGUUGUGAGAAAUGAACAGAGACCUAUACGUGUCCUGGUCACUGGAUUCGGACCAUGGGCUUCCAAUACUGUCAAUCCCUCCAACAGCGUUGCGUCAAAGCUGCCUUCGCAUCUACCCGGGACGUCAGGUCGUCCACCCAUCGAAGUGAUCGUCAAGUCUCCCAUCCCGGUCUCGUAUCACAAGAUCCACGAGUCGAUCCCCAAGUUGUUGGAAGAUGUUCAAGCAGACUAUGUCCUGCAUAUGGGAUUACAUGGUGGUCGACCGACAUUUGAUCUAGAGCUUAGCGCUCCACGGACAGGCUUCGUUCAUCCUGAUGUCGACACGAAAUGCUGGACCCUAGAAGAAGGUGAUAAAGUCGUCCCCGGUCAAUCAGUCUUGCCUUAUCAGCUGGACAAGAACGCCAAAGAUGAUGACGGUUCCAACGUUGGAGCAGAGCCCAGUGAAGAUGGAGAACAAAGCUGGCCUGAUCGACUGGAGACACAAUUGAAGCGCGAUAAGGUUGUGGAAAUCUGGCAGGAGCGAUGCAAAGAGGUGCCGAAUUCCCAAGUGACGGGUAACGAUGGGGUCGGUACUUUCUGCUGUGGAUUCAUAUACUACACCUCCCUCGCAUGGUACAAAAAGCAAAACGUCAAGGGGGAGGGUCAAAAAACAGGACCAGUUCUGUUCUUACAUAUGCCAAAUCUACAAGAGGAACACGAAGUGGAGAUGGGCAAACAAGUCGUGAUCCGACUGAUAGAGGCCAUCGUCGAGGCGUCAACCUGAGUACCACCAUUCAAGCCGAUCGACCCUCGUCCAUCUUUAC
Molecule: messenger RNA, 1023 nt
Organism: Kockovaella imperatae
Lineage: Eukaryota; Fungi; Basidiomycota; Tremellomycetes; Tremellales; Cuniculitremaceae
Exons: 2
Coding region: 171-983 (270 amino acids)
Biological process (GO): proteolysis
Source: RefSeq, a predicted model, not a curated record